Vidua chalybeata is the source of this 6267-nucleotide messenger RNA. RefSeq names its product endogenous retrovirus group K member 6 Gag polyprotein-like. The transcript has 2 exons. Gene Ontology annotation, molecular function: nucleic acid binding; zinc ion binding. The record is from RefSeq and is a predicted model, not a curated record. The coding region runs from base 608 to 1591 and encodes 327 amino acids. NCBI's taxonomy places the organism in Eukaryota, Metazoa, Chordata, Aves, Passeriformes, Viduidae. Gene Ontology annotation, biological process: viral process.
AAGCAAGCUAGUCCCUCAUACUUUAAUUUUAUUUUUCCUCCUUUAAUAUUCCAAUUCCUUUGAUGAACAAACAAGUUACCACAGUUUAUCACAUCCCGAUUGUACCCUCGAAUGCUAAACCCUCCUACCCCUACGCAGUAAAAGAAUCCUCACCCCGCCCUUCGGGGCUCUCGGAAUCUGCCUCCCUUCUGCUUCGUUGUCUCCCUGUUUGCCCCUUCUGCGACCCUUCAAUAAACGAGCAGGAUUUCAGCAACCCGAGUGUCCCUCCCGUUCUUCUGGUGGACCCUCAGAUGUACCAGCUAUCCGAGCUUCGUGCCGAGUGCCUAAAAGCCCCCACGGCUCGGCAACUGGCUGCCCGAACAGGGACGGACACCAGCGGGUCCAGUCCUUGACCGUCUCCUGGAGAUUGCCUGCUCUGUGACCAGCCUUCUCCAGGAUUGCAAGUGGCGUUCGGGACCAGUUUCCUGGGACAGUCGCCCUUUCAUUUCGGAAGGCUUCUGUCUCCUGGGUUCUGCUGAUAACCGACGGACCUUCGAGCUGCGCGGCAGCAGCAACGCCCUCGGACCAGCAGAAGUUCCACCAGACCCCUCUUCGAUGUCCCCGUUUUAUGCCUGUGUCCUUCAGAGUCCCCCAUGAUUUAAGGUAUAUUGCUAAGGCACUGUUUGCUCCCACCGAAUGCGACCUCUGGGAGAUUCAUUGGAAAAAACUGUUGAAACCACUCCUGCGCAAGUAUGAUCUCGCAGAGGUGGUGGGAGAGGGGGAUGAGGCAAUGGAAGCCCUUGCUGGAGAAGGGGAGUUCAGCAGUCCGGAGGACCAAAUUCUACUAGCACAGGAGCUGCUUCAGGACAUAGCAGGAGCGGGAAAGGAGGCACUCCUGAAGAUACCGGAUGGUAAGAUCCCCCUCCAAAACUUUUCUUCUAUCAUGCAAGGGCCUGAGGAGACUUUUAUUACUUUUGUUGAUAGACUGAAAGAGGCCAUUGAGAGACAAAUAGACAACGCAGAAGCUCGUGCAGCGCUUCUACGAAAGAUGGCCAUUUCUAACUCUAAUUCGGAAACAAAAAAGAUUCUCCGUGCACUACCUCAGGACCCCGAGCCCACCAUCUCUCAGAUGGUGGAGGCUUGCACAAAGGCAAUGUCAAUGGAGCACACGGUGGCCCUGGCUGUCAGCAAAGGGGUGGGAGAGGCCAUGAUAAACUUACAAAAUACGCGCUGUUUUAACUGUGGUCAGCUGGGUCACAUCCAGGUGAACUGUCCCCACUGGCCACAGAUUCAACAACCUAUCUUGCCCCCCCAAGACCAUAUCCUAGGAACCCAUUUUAUCAAGAUCACCAGUUUCAUCUACAGCGACAAGGGUACCAGCCAGCGGGAAACUGGCGGCGAAGCGCGAGGAAGGGCCGCGCGACGACACCAAGUGGCCCUUCUCAGCAUCCCAGCCUCCCGACCAUCAGGGAGGACGAGUGGCCGCGCGGCCAAGUCCAGCAGUUCAGCGCAGCCACGAGGACGGACUCCGCCUCUUCCGCCGGACAGGUACCCUAAAUCAGGGCAAUCAUCAGGUCCUCCGCAGCAGCGUCACCAUCUCUCUCCAGGAUGAGGACCUGACGAGAAUUCCUGCUGGGUUCCUGGGCCCCCUCCACGACUGUCGGGACACCACCGUGCUCAUCUUAGAAGACUCCUUCAACACGCCAAAUGAAAUCACCAUCUUACCUGAGGUAGUGUGUUUUCCACCAGGAGAGGAGAUCACCGUCUCCGUCAUUUGUAACCACCCACCAUUUACUUUAAGGAAAGGCGAUCCUUUUGCUUUGCUUUACGUACUGGACACCCACGAUGACCCGGACACAGAGAGACAUGUUUUCUUCACCCAAAAUGUAUGUAAAGAAAGACCAUUAAUUGAUGCCAAACUUUCUUUCCAGGGAAAGUCGGUGCAGAUGCGGCUCAUGGCAGACACAGGAGCUGACGUGACCAUCAUCCCCCAGGUGAGGUGGCCCAGCGACUGGGAGCUUGUGCCCCCUUGCGGCAGGAUCUCCGGUGUGGGCGGAGCGGUCCACUCUCUGAGGAGUAGGCAUCUUGUGUGCGUGGAAGGUCCGGAAGGACAAUUGGCAACGGUGAGACCUUUUGUUGUCUCUUCAAACAUACUAUUAUUAGGAAGGGAUGUUUUAUGCCAAUGGGGAGCCCGCCUCGACAUCCCUAGCCCUUUGUGGGAUUUUUAGCGUGGGCCACUGCAGAGCGCACUUCCCCACCCCUGACCUGGAAAACCAACACAGCGGUCUGGGUGGAUCAGUGGCCCCUUCCAUCAGAAAAAUUGAGUGCGCUUCAUAAAUGAGUAGAGGAGCAGGUGAAACUUGGGCAUUUAACACCUUCUACCAGCCCUUGGAAUAGCCCUGUCUUUGUAAUUAGAAAACCUGGCACAGACAGGUGGCGCCUGCUCCAAGACCUGCGAAGGGUUAAUGAUGUGAUAGAAGAUAUGGGUCCCAUUCAACCAGGCCUUCCGUCACCUUCUAUGCUCCCCAGAGACUGGCAGCUAGCAGUGAUAGACAUCAAAGACUGCUUUUUUAACAUUCCGCUCUACCCCGGGGAUGCUCCCAGGUUCGCCUUUUCUGUACCAUCAUUGAAUAGGGCUGAACCUUUUAAAAGAUAUCAUUGGACAUCCCUGCCUCAGGGGAUGAAAAAUUCCCCUGUGCUCUGUCAGACUUUUGUAGCGCAGAUUUUAUCACCUGUGCGUCGGCUUUUCCCUGAGGCCAUCAUCCUGCAUGACAUGGAUGAUGUGCUAGUUUGUGCUUCCGACUCGACAUACCUAAAGGCAACACUGGACAAGACUAUUAAGGCUAUCAAAGCUGCAGGGCUCCAGAUAGCAGAAGAGAAGAUCCAAUUCUCAGCACCAUGGAGGUACCUCGGAUUCCUCAUCACGGGAAGGACAGUGACGCCACAGACACUGACCAUCAACAAGGAUCCGAAGACUCUGCGAGACCUUCAGCAGCUGUGCGGAACGAUCACCUGGAUCCGCCCCCUCCUGGGACUGACGACUGAGGAGCUGUCACCUCUCUUCUGUCUGCUUCGAGGCGACGGAGACCUCGCCUCACCACGCGAGCUGACACCUGCCGCGCGGGAAGCCCUGCAACGGGUUGCUGUUGCUCUGAAGUCUCGCCAGGCACACCGCGUGGUCCGGACCCUUCCCGUGAACUUCGCGGUGUUGGGUAAGUGCCCCCACCUCCAUGGACUUCUCUUCCAGUGGGAUAACAGAGCAUCUGAUCCCCUGGUCAUCUUAGAGUGGCUCUUCCUACCACACCAGCCCUCUAGGACGAUCACGACCCCUGCAGAAUUGCUAGCCACUUUAAUAAUGAAGGCACGACACCGCCUCUGAACCCUCGCAGGGUGUGACCCUGAGUGCAUUUACUUACCUGUUAGAUUAGAUCAAUUGGACUCGUUGUUGCAAACUAAUGAAAAUUUGCUCAUUGCUCUGGACAGCUUCCCCGGACAAAUUUCGGUUCACUAUCCUAAGCAUAAAUUGUUUAAGGAUACAUUGCAUUUGGCCCCGAGAAUGUUUAAAAGCAAAACACCAAUUCCAGGUGCUCUCACGGUGUUCACCGAUGGGUCGGGCAGAUCCCACAAAUCGGUGAUCACUUGGAAGGACCCGGACAGUCAGAAGUGGGAGUCUGACGUCCAAGUGGUUGAGGGUUCCCCCCAGAUGGCGGAACUUGCCGCAGUCGUGAGAGCAUUCAAAAAAUUUCAACAGCCUCUGAAUGUGGUCACUGAUUCGGCCUAUGUCGCUGGGGUAGCAGAAAGGGCCGAAGGUGCCCUCCUCAAAGAAGUUUCAAACACAAAUUUAUACAGUUUACUCUCUGAUCUCAUUUGGCUACUUUCCCAUAGAGAGCAACCUUAUCAUAUCAUGCACGUAAGGGCACACCGAUUUACCCGGAGAGAUCACUGAGGGUAAUCGGAAAGCGGACCUCCUAGCCAUGUCAACACAAAUAUCUGCAACCGCUUCAACCACCUUACCAGACAUACUCCAGCAAGCGCGGCUCAGCCGUGCAUUUUACCACCAGAAUGCCCCGGCUCUAGUGCGACAGUUUAAGAUCUCGAUAGCACAGGCAAGAACCAUUGUUUCUACCUGCCCGAGCUGCCAGUCUUUCGCUCUUCCUUCCCUCAUUUCGGGGACAAAUCCCCGAGGGUUGGGAGCGCUAGAGAUAUGGCAGACAGAUGUAACACACUUCGAGCCGUUUGGUCGGAUGAAAUACAUACAUGUCUCUAUUGACAUGUUUUCCGGCGCAGUGUUUGCCUCCGUCCAUGCAGGCGAAAAAACCAGGGAUGCCAUGAAACAUCUUUUCAUGGCAUUCUCUACGUUGGGAGUCCCAUCUCACAUAAAAACUGAUAAUGGCCCAUGCUAUGCGUCAAAGCGCUUCGGUGAGUUUGCGCAACAGUGGGGAAUUUCCCAUACCACCGGAAUUCCCCACAAUCCUACAGGACAGGCGAUAAUAGAGAGGGCCCACAGAAAUCUAAAAAGGCUCCUUGAACAACAACAUAAGCCGGACAUUACAGUGAGCCCAGCCGAAAGGUUAUGUAAGGCCCUGUAUGUCCUGAAUUUUUUAAACUGCUCAGAAAGGGAGCCUGACCCUCCUAUUAUCCGCCAUUUUCACAAUAACACCAGAGCGCAACUCGCCGAGAGGCCACCAGUCUUGAUAAAGGACCCAGAAUCCAAAGCUAUCCAGGGCCCUUUCCCUCUAAUAACCUGGGGGAGAGGGUAUGCCUGUGUUUCUACAGAUAAAGGACCAAGAUGGAUUCCGGGGAAAUAUGUCAAGCCCUUUGUAGAGGUGCCAGCUCAGCAAGACAACGUGUCCUUGGUGCAAAGCACCGAGAACACCUCAUCGCUGGACGGAGUUUCCACUGCCUGGAAGAGGAGGAGAAGAAAGACCGUUCCUCCCAAUAUCGUCACACGUGUCAUGAUUACCCGAAGAUAUUUUCCCCCGCUGAACUCUACGUACCCAAUUACCCCAUCGCCCCCUGUACCCUUUCCUUUCCCCUAACCUCCCCUUUCCCUCAAUCCUUACCCCUUUUCUCUAAUUUUAUUUAGUGCUUAUUUAGUAAAUAAAAACGGGGGAGGUUGGGGAGGGACCACUGAGGAAAAUUUAUCAUUCAAGUUAUGCUUUCUUUUAUCACAAGACGCUGAGGAUGACUGCCGCCUUGAGGACACCUCUGAAACAUCUGAUGCUCCUGAUCGUCAUCAUCUGGCUGUCACCGGUCAGGAGCUGGAUAGUCCCAGAGCUGAGAGAAAACAUAUGGGUCACGCUGGCGAAGUCCUUGAAGCAGGACAACUUCUGUAUGGCCAUGGGAAGUGUGGACAAUCCGUUAUCCACGUGCCUGGUAGGAGUCCCCCUGUCGCCAAACGACUAUCCAUAUGCAGGAAAAAAACCUAAUCCUGUGGACACCUGGGAUGAGUGGACGAGGAUUCUGCCAUAUGCACCACAGGAGCCCCAAGAAUUGGACCUAUUGGGCUCCUCUCAGGCAACAUAUUGUGUCAGGUUUAGGUACCAGCCCUCCCAGAAAGACUGGGAUCAAAUGGCUAAACUCCACCCCGCUGGUACCCAAGAAGUAAAAAGACACGAUGUAUCUCCCCACGAUGGGAGAUACCAUGCAGCAAAUUGGUGCAAUUACACCUCGACCAUGGUAUCUAGGUCCUCCUCAGUUCCCAGGGUGCUCCCCAGGGGGGUUUUUCUCAUCUGCGGCGACAGGGUGUGGGCAGGGAUUCCCUCCCAAAUCCAGGGAGGCCCCUGCAGCCUUGGGCAGCUUACCACACUGACACCGAACAAAACCCAAAUUUUAAAUUGGAAAAACGAAAAUAAAUUGGCUCGCAAAAAGAGAUCCUAUAACCAAUUCGACGAAAAUUGUGAUUCAAAAAUUUACAAUUGGGGAAAGACGAAGAGAGUCACGGUAUCCAUAUUUUUACCAUGGUAUGCCACAGCAAAGGCCCUCGGUGAGCUUUCUCACCUCGAGUGUUGGCUCAGUAAGCAGGCCAACGCCACGUCCGCUGCCCUUUCCGACUUGCUAGCGGACGAAGAAGUCACCCGGCACGCCACACUGCAAAAUAGGGCUGCUAUUGACUUCUUACUGCUCGCCCAUGGCCACGGCUGUGAGGACUUGGAAGGAAUGUGCUGCUUCAAUCUGGCAUCAAAGAGCACAUCCAUCCAAGCUAAUAUCCAGCGGAUCCGAGAGCAAGUUGACGACCUCAAGACUGAGACCUCGACUGUAGAUCCUGUGAAUAAACUGCUGUCUCAA